AUGUCUCGAUUCCGGGAUGCUGCACUUUACGAGGAUAGUUUGCUCAGUACAACAGAUCGCAUCCUCCACUAUCUACUCCAACUGCCAGCAAAUUCUGCCGUAUCUGCGCCUGCAUCCGCUCUCCCAUGGUCAAUAGCGAAUGGUAAACGAGUACCGGGGACCUGCAGUGUGGAGAUGGUGCGACGCCGGCGACAUUCAACGUCAAGAUUCAGCAUGGCAGAUGCGACUCCUCCUACCUCCUUGCUCUGGCCGUCCAACCACAGCUCAAUCUCUCAACAGUCCGUGCUAGUGCGCAAUGCGCCAGCGGGAUUAUGCAGUGUUAUUGACAUCGUGAUGCGCAGAUGA
Molecule: messenger RNA, 345 nt
Organism: Penicillium verrucosum
Lineage: Eukaryota; Fungi; Ascomycota; Eurotiomycetes; Eurotiales; Aspergillaceae
Exons: 2
Coding region: 1-345 (114 amino acids)
Source: RefSeq, a predicted model, not a curated record